Arabidopsis lyrata subsp. lyrata is the source of this 1214-nucleotide messenger RNA. RefSeq names its product GLABROUS1 enhancer-binding protein-like 3. The record is from RefSeq and is a predicted model, not a curated record. Gene Ontology annotation, cellular component: nucleus. The coding region runs from base 118 to 681 and encodes 187 amino acids. The transcript has 3 exons. Gene Ontology annotation, biological process: regulation of DNA-templated transcription. NCBI's taxonomy places the organism in Eukaryota, Viridiplantae, Streptophyta, Magnoliopsida, Brassicales, Brassicaceae.
UAAAGAAAGUCUCCUCAUUUCUCAAUUUGGGAAAAAACUAGGGUUUUUCAAAUCUCCCAAAUUUCUUUACACAUUUGCCCCAAGUUUGAUCUUUUUCAUCAAUGAAGCGAUCUCUUCAUGAAAGUGAUGAUUUCAGCAACUACUCAAACGAGAAACAUUGCUUUGAAAUCUGACCCCGAGUCCCGACCAAUGCUUUCGUCUCCUCUCAAAAGGAAGCAUGACGAUGAUUACGAAAUCUCCGGUCUCAGGAGGAGAAAGCUACCGAAGACGAGGGGAACAUUUGUACCAUCUUCUUCUGCUUCUUUGAAGAUGACCUGGUCUAAAGAAGACGAGAUCUCUAUCCUCUCGGGGAUUUUGGACUACCAAGAGGAAUCACAAUCUAGCUACAAUCAGAAAUAUGAUGCUUUUUAUGAUUAUAUGAGAGAGUACAUGGAAUCAGAUUUCUCUAAGAAACAGCUGAUGGAUAAGGUUAAGAAGUUGAAGAAGAGGUUUAGAGAGAAUCAAGCGAGAUCUAGAAGAGGUUUAGAGAGAAUCAAGCGAGAUCUAAUGAGGGAAAAGAACUUUCUUUUUCUAAUUCCCAAGAAGAAGAAGUGUUCAAAUUGUCAAAGAUCAUAUGGGCUAAAAAAGAAACAGAACAUGCUUAUGAGGAGAAUAAGGACCAAACAAAGUGUCUUGUGUUGAAGGAGGAUGUGCCUUGUGCGGAGCGUGAACGGGCGAGUAAUGCGAAUACGGAGAUUAAUAAUGGUGAGAAAAAGAAGAUUGAGGAAGAUGGUGUGGAUGAUUUGUGUGUUCUGCUUGGUGCACUUGAGGCGUCAACAUCGUUUCAAAGUUUAAAUGAAAAUCUACAAAAGUUUCUGCUUCAAAACAUGAAAAAUGUUGGAGCUAAUCAAAGAAAAGAGUUGACUGAUGAAUGGAAGACAUUGCUUGCCGAGGACAUGGAAUUGGAUGUCAAGAAACUAACUUUCUCUGCAAAGCUUGUAAAUGUGGGAUUUUCUGCUUAGUUCAAGAAAGGGAUAAAAAGUUCUGCUUUUGGAAUGUUUAGAUGUUUUCGGUUGUUUCCUAUCAAUGUUUUUGUUGUGUAACUUGUGUUUAAGCCAUUUUUUGAACAUUUACUAUUAUCCUGGCUUCUUUUUGUUAAGUGUAAUCGGUAUUUUUUGGUUGUCUUGUGCACUCUGAUAUUUCUGAGGUUCAUAAACUUGUAAACUUCUCUGCUU